Messenger RNA from Mandrillus leucophaeus (drill), 934 nucleotides. RefSeq names its product protein BTG1. NCBI's taxonomy places the organism in Eukaryota, Metazoa, Chordata, Mammalia, Primates, Cercopithecidae. The transcript is spliced from 2 exons. The coding region runs from base 276 to 791 and encodes 171 amino acids. Gene Ontology annotation, biological process: negative regulation of cell population proliferation; negative regulation of mitotic cell cycle. The record is from RefSeq and is a predicted model, not a curated record. Gene Ontology annotation, cellular component: cytoplasm; nucleus.
AAAUGGUCUCCCCUUGGAGCUGGAAAUGCAACUGUUGGGAUAUUCGGAUGCUGGGGAGCUGGAGGCGGAGGCGGAGGCGGCUGGGGAGGUCCAAGCGAUGUGACCAGGCCGCCAUCGCUCGUCUCUUCCUCUCCUGCCGCCUCCUGUCUCGAAAAUAACUUUUUUAGUCUAAAGAAAGAAAAAAAAAAGUAGCCGUCCGCCCCUCACGCCCUCUCUUCCUCUCAGCCUUCUGCCGGGAGAGGAAGCCCGGGGUGUCCGCCCCGCACGCCGUCCCCAUGCAUCCUUUCUACACCCGGGCCGCCACCAUGAUACGUGAGAUCGCCGCCGCCGUGUCCUUCAUCUCCAAGUUCCUCCGCACCAAAGGGCUCACGAACGAGCGACAGCUGCAGACCUUCAGCCAGAGCCUGCAGGAGCUGCUGGCAGAACAUUAUAAACAUCACUGGUUCCCAGAAAAGCCAUGCAAGGGAUCAGGUUACCGUAGUAUUCGCAUCAACCAUAAAAUGGAUCCUCUGAUUGGACAAGCAGCACAGCGGAUUGGACCGAGCAGUCAGGAGCUGUUCAGGCUUCUCCCAAGUGAACUCACACUCUGGGUUGACCCCUGCGAAGUGUCCUACAGAAUUGGAGAGGAUGGCUCCAUCAGUGUGCUGUAUGAAGCCUCACCAGCAGGAGGUAGCACUCAAAACAGCACCAACGUGCAAAUGGUAGACAGCCGAAUCAGCUGUAAGGAGGAACUUCUCUUGGGCAGAAGGAGCCCUACCAAAAACUACAAUGUGAUGACUGUAUCAUGUUAAGAUAUAGUCUGUGGAUGGAUCAUCUUACAAUGAUGGAUAAAUUUGAUUUUUGCUUUGGGUGGGCUCCUCUUGGGGAUGGAUUAUGGAAUUUAAACCAUGUCACAGCUAUGAAGAUCUGGCACAAGAUAGAGUGGUAAAAAAAA